Molecule: messenger RNA, 1615 nt
Organism: Trichogramma pretiosum
Lineage: Eukaryota; Metazoa; Arthropoda; Insecta; Hymenoptera; Trichogrammatidae
Exons: 3
Coding region: 465-1445 (326 amino acids)
Source: RefSeq, a predicted model, not a curated record
AAGCAAUUCAUAUAUAUAGGCCUACAUGCGCAAGUGAUUCUCUAUAUAGGGAUUUAAUUCCAAUGAUUUUGAUAUGAUUACAAUGAUGACAAUAAUGAUGAGCACGCGAACGAGUAAGAUGACAAUUCACUAACAAUCCACGCUCACGUUGUGAUUGAUCUUUCGCGCAGUGAUGAAUGGGAGCUGUCAAAUACUUUGCACACAUACAUUAGCAUCAUACACAUAUACAGCGGCCGGUUACGAUCGCGAAUUCUCCUAACCUGCCCGAAGUGCUUGUGCAUCGCGUCGCUGUCAACACACUCACGAGUCCAUUGUUAUUGUGCUUAUUUAUAAACCCUCGUUAUAAUUUUUAGAGCUUGACAUUCGUUUUCGAAGCAGCACACGAGUAUGGCGCAAUGACGGAGAUCGCGAGUUUGGAGUUACUUUAACGAUAUAAUACGCGCUUCGUUGAACAUCGAAUCGUCAUGGAACAGGUGGAAACGUUGGGCAGCGACGAGGAGUCGUUCUCCAACAGCAGUAGCAGCAUUCUGACCACCGCUAGUAAACAAAGCAUUUUAUACGCCGAUACUACGUGCAAUUGGAAGAUUGGUAAUGACAAGAGUCUCAAUGAAUGUGUAUCAACGAUGCUGGUGUCUGAGGCAGAAGACAAAACAAGUCUGGAAGAUGUAGUUUCUUUGGAAACUUGCAUUGCUUUGACAGCGGAUCCAUCUGGGGAAGCUUGCAGAAUCGAAUUCAAAAUGUUGAAUCAACAAAAAAUCGCCAGAGUCGCAGUUGUUUCAGAAGCUUCUGUUUUAGAGUUUUUCAAACAAUCUGGAGAGUACGCAACCACGGUAUUUGCAGAAUUUGUUGAUGAGUUUCAAGAUCAUAUGGUGUAUUUUGCAGAAGCGAGUAUUCAGCCCCCUUCUACAGAAGCAAGUGUCAAACUGACAAGAACAAUGAGUAAAAAUUCUUCAAUAUGGGUUUAUGGAAUCAAGCUCAUUCUUACUGAAGAUUUGGCUAAACCACAGAAGUCUGGCUUUAACAUGGAUUAUUUGAAUGAUUAUUUUAGUAAUUCAAAUGACGCAAGGUCAGAAAAAGCUAAAAAAUUCCUCACAUCAUUUGCUAGAAUUGAAAAUAAUUCAGGAGGUUUCAAUCAGAUUUUAAAUAACAUGGGAAGUUUGUUCCCUAAUUUUGAAAGAAUGUCAAUUAAUUCUCAAUCUCAAGAACUCAUAGAAAACCAUGAGAAGGAAUUAAGUAAUGGAAAAAGCAGUGAUAAAGUACAAAAAGAAAAUAUUAAUGAAUGUAAUGGUGACCCAAAAGAUGUGUCUAAUAUAAAAAAUUAUAUUGAUGAGAAGCUGAAUAGUUUUGAAGCAAGACUGAUGAAUCGCGUUGAAUCAAUGGAACGUGAUAUUAAUAAAAAACUUGACUUAAUUUUACAAAAAUUAGCUGAUAGUAAUACUAGAUAGCAGAAAAUUAUUGCAACUAUGUACAUAACAAAAGUGUUGAAAUCAUGUGAAUCAUUUGAAAAAUUUUUUAUUUAUAUCCUCUCAUGAUAUUAACUAUAAUUUUGUGUAAUUAUAAAAAUAGCGUAGCUUAAAGUGGAAUAAAAUAAAUACUUUAUAUCUAAACAGAAAAA